CUAUUGUACAAAUGCGCGGGCUGUGCGUGGGCGAUGUGUGGGGGCAUAAACAUUGUCACGUGACGAGGUCACAUGACCGUUAUCCCAACAAAUACUGCUUAUAAGAUAUACAAUUUGGAAUAUUUUAUGGAAUCAAAUUAGCAAUGAUCGGGAAAAUAUUUUGUAUCGUGCAUGGAUAAACUACAUACUAGACGCCACGAAACGCAGGUUAAAACGCGCUAUAGGCCACACUUAAAAAGAUUACGAAUCACGUCAUUAGAAGAACUGACAAAUCAAAAUUACAUUAUCAGCUAGAAAGAUACUAGAAAGGUAUUCGAACGGUAUGUAACACUCGACCUGUUCGGCAACGCAUUAUUGAUCCGAAUUAGCUAACUAUUACCUACUCAAUUAUACAAUCACGUUUCUUGGCAUAGCCUUGCUUCCUUCCCGUUCCUCAGAAGCUAAUACAGAUACGAUACAUAAAACCCACCAACACCCCGCGUCUUUUCCCCACUGAUCAUUCUACUUUUCCCCUCCAUGUCAAGAAACUUAUUCCGAACAGCCCAGUCUACUUUUAGGCAAUCUUACAGACCGUCGCACAUCUCAUCACUGAGACAGUUUCAUACUACGUCGCCCAGAAUGACUGUACACAACUACCAGACUGCCGAUUCCUUCAAGGAGGCCGUUAAGAACAACAAGGUCGUCCUGCUCGACUGCUUUGCCACUUGGUGUGGUCCUUGCAAGGCCAUUGCUCCCAUCCUAGCGAACCACUCGAACGAGGAGCAGUUCAAGGACAUCCAUUUCGCCAAGAUCGACGUUGACGACCUACCCGACCUGGCCGAAGAGCUCGGAGUCACCGCCAUGCCUACCUUCCUGCUCUUCAAGGACGGCGAGUUGGCGCCUGCUGAGAAGCUCGUCGGCGCAAACCCUAACGCGCUCGUUACGCUUCUCAAGAACAACGCCGCCUGAUUGGUGACCUGUUUGUCGGGUGGGGUCGGUCGGUUGAGAACGAAGUAUGAAUAGAGGGGCGUGCGAACUUGGCGUCGGCCGAGAAAGGAUAUCCCACAGAGCUCGAGGUCGCAUUCAUCGGUACGGGUGGUCGCGGAGGAGGCUUUGUCAUGUUCAUGAGUAUAGUUUUUGCUUUAUUAAUAGAGUAGCGUUUACGAAACCCUGAAUAAAUGAAUAAUUCCUAGUG
Daldinia decipiens is the source of this 1174-nucleotide messenger RNA. RefSeq names its product thioredoxin. NCBI's taxonomy places the organism in Eukaryota, Fungi, Ascomycota, Sordariomycetes, Xylariales, Hypoxylaceae. The coding region runs from base 517 to 948 and encodes 143 amino acids. The transcript has 3 exons. The record is from RefSeq and is a predicted model, not a curated record.